This is a messenger RNA of Necator americanus (New World hookworm), 768 nucleotides long. RefSeq lists its product as uncharacterized. The transcript is spliced from 7 exons. Gene Ontology annotation, molecular function: growth factor activity; cytokine activity. Gene Ontology annotation, cellular component: extracellular region. NCBI's taxonomy places the organism in Eukaryota, Metazoa, Nematoda, Chromadorea, Rhabditida, Ancylostomatidae. Bases 1 to 768 code for a protein of 255 amino acids. The record is from RefSeq and is a predicted model, not a curated record.
AUGAACGGUGCAGUCAAGAUCAUAAUAGUCCUGUUCGUUACCCACGAGACAUGUCGUACUGUAUAUUCAUCUAAUCCGGACAACACUACAAAAUGUUUCGAGCAAAUGAAGAAGGAGAAAAUAUUAGCCAUAAAGGAUCGUCUUUCAGAAGCAUUAGCUUUGAAAAAUUUCGACACACUGCGUGUUUCAAAGACAGUGAAAUCAAAGUUUUUAUCAAUUAUUCAUGGAGUGGAAAAGCAUGAACGUCAUCUUCGAGGAGUUGAAGAGGAAGUGGAGAAGACAUUUGUAUUCGCUGUUGAUCCUUCUCGAGGAGGGGACCACGGGUCAUCAUUGGUGGCACAUUUUCCAGUAUCAGAGCAGACGAAACAGAGGACGAUCGCUAAAGUAGGUGAUGAACCAGCAGUAAAAGCUGUACAUAUCCACAAACCUAUGAGGAUUUCAAUCCAGUUGAAGCCGGAUGAUCUGCAGCGGUGGUGGACAGAAGAUUCCGUUAUGGGGUUGUUUGUGGAAGCAUUUGUGGACGGUUAUAAUAUUGCGAUUCAUCCGCAAACCAUAAGUGACCCAUCUGAGGUGGAUUUUGUGGAAUUCGGUUGGGAUUUCAUUCUUGCUCCACAAAGGUACAAUGCUCAUAUUUGCCGUGGAGAGUGCACAAAAAAAGAGAAGAGGCGAACUACUUGGUUGGAUGUAGAGCGAUUUCAAACCGUCGAUCGGAUAAUCGCAGUCGAAGCUCUUACCGACUUCUCCACAUCUCCAAACGGUUAUUAUUGA